UCAACUUUUGAUCUCUUACCUCAAAUCGCCGCCUUUCUUGUUUCCCGAGAAAUUAUUUUCUCUUCAGAGAACCAAACAGUAAGAUUUUCUCGCUCUCAAGAUUUUCCAGAGAAAAACGAAAUGGAUUCCGCGCCAGUUAAUUGGGAAGCCCUCGACGCUCUGAUCGUCGAGUUUGCUAAAUCAGAGAACCUGCUCGAGGACUCAUUCUCUUCUUCUCCACCUUCUUCUCCUUCGUCGUCUUCUUGUUCGUCUUAUUCUUCUUCUCCUUCGCUGUCCUCUUCGUCUUACCAUUCGAGGUUGACCAUAUGGAAGAUCAGACGCUCAUUAGAGGCCGGUGACAUUGACGCCGGCAUGGAUCUCCUCCGCUCCCACGCGCCUUCCAUUCUCGACGAUCAUCGACUUCUCUUCCGGUUACAGAAGCAGAAAUUUAUUGAGCAUUUGAGAAAAGGGACUAGCGAAGGUCGCGACUUGGCAAUUGCUUGCCUGAGGACAGCUCUCGCUCCUUGUGCGCUUGAUGCCUACCCGGAAGCAUAUGAGGAAUUCAAGCAUGUUCUUCUUGCCUUUAUAUAUGACAAAGAUGAUAAAACUUCUCCAGUGGCAAACGAGUGGUCAGAAAGGAGGAGGUAUGACAUUGCUGGAUUGAUGUCCUCUGUCUUAAGAGCUCAUCUACACGCAUAUGAUCCAGUCUUUUCGAUGACCUUGAGAUAUCUGAUAACCAUACACAAAGGAUAUUGCUUUCGCCAAGGAAUUGUAUCGCCCAUUUCAGAUCUUACUCAGAGGUUGCUUCUUGAUGAGCGUGACCCUCCUGCUACAGCACGGGAGAGUCUCUAUGAAGCACCUCCUUUCGACGAGGUGGAUGUACAAGCUCUUGCACAUGCUGUAGAGCUCACAAGACAGGGGGCAGUUGAUAGCUUGAGGUUUUCCAAGGGUGAUUUAUUUCUGGCAUUUCAGAAUGAAUUGUGUAGGAUGAGAUUGGAUGUUUCCAUGCUUGAUGAGCUUGUUUGUGAGUAUUGUGUUUAUAGGGGAAUCGUGGAUUCAGGCCUUGCAUCCACUUCUGGUUUCAUGAUGCUUUCAGCAUCAGAAAUGCAAGCAAUUUUGGAACCUAAAGUAAAUCAACUAGAGCCCGGGUGUAGUUCAUCAAGAAAUUGUUCUCUCGAAGUCGAUUCUGGUGCCAAUAAACAUUCUGAUGGUGAGACCUCCAUUAAUAAUACUCAUAUGGAUGGUUCUCCUGAAAAUAAUGCUGAUGUGUCUAGCAUGCAAGGAAUGGAUGUUGAGUUACGAUAUGCUUGUGAGCCAUCAAGCAACCAUGAAGACUGUAGCACCAGUGGAUUGCAUCAGUCUGAAAAUCCAAUAGCUCUGCAGAGAUAUAGACCCCAUGGAACUGGAGAGAGGAGCAAACGCAAGAGAUGGAGGGGAAGACAUGAUGAUAAAUGUGGCAUGUCUUUUGAUGAAUGCAGUGGGCUAGAGCUUAGCACGACUACCCUGGUUUCCAGUUCUUAUACUUUAAAGGAACAACAGGGCUCAGGAAAACACUUCAUUUUAGAUGUUAACAGUAGGGAGGAUAAAUAUGAGAUUGUGCUGGGGUUGAAGGAACUAGCUAGGAAGGGAAUGGCUGCUGAGGUUGUGGAAGAGGUUAAUGCAAUGGAUCCGAACUUUUUUAUGCAAAAUCCUAUGUUAUUGUUCAAACUAAAGCAGGUUGAAUUCCUUAAGCUGGUCAGCUCUGGUGACUAUUCUAGUGCUCUGAGGGUUGCAUGCGCCCAUUUAGGCCCUUUAGCUGCUAGCGAUUGUACCUUACUGAAGCCCCUAAAGGAGACUUUGUUGGCAUUGCUCCGACCUAAUGAAGAUGCACUUGGGAAAGGCUUGCCUUUACAUGCCCUUUCAACUUCUCUCCAGGUUGCAAUUGGUAACAGGCUUGGUAUCGAAGAACCCCAGCUUAUGAAAAUUAUGAAGGCAACUCUUAACUCCCAUAAUGAGUGGUUUAAACUUCAAAUGUGUAAAGAUCGGUUUGAAAGUCACUUGAGGAUUGAUUCCUUGAAAGAAGUGAACACACCCUUGCACCCAUCUGUUGCUUUAUCAAAUUUAAAUGCUGAUACUUGCACCCUUGGUUCUUCUCAAGUUACAAUAUCUUCAAGCGCUAAGAAUUCAGAAGAUGGUAGCAGUCCUACUCAAGUAUCAUCUAGGGAUGUCAUCUGCGAUGAAAAUUCCAUUCUUAAAGUAAUGGAGUUUCUUGCUUUGCCAAGGGUAGACGCCAUCCAUCUUCUUGCACAGUACAAUGGAAACGCAGAGAUGGUCAUUCAGCAAAUAUUCGCUUAGUUAGGAGUAUGUAUUAAAACUGUACUAUAGCUGAAUGUAUUUGUUUAUUAAUUUAUGGAUAUUAUUUGAUUCAAUUUGUGCCCAUAUAUUUCCAUUUCAAGAUAGUAGUUAGUUACAAGCCUCGCAUUCUGUAACUUUUCAAUGCAUCUUGUUAUAACAUAAGUUGUGAUUAAUAAAAACAAAUUUAUGUAUGGAUUAAAUGGAGAGGCUGA
This is a messenger RNA of Juglans regia (Persian walnut), 2525 nucleotides long. RefSeq lists its product as uncharacterized. Gene Ontology annotation, cellular component: nucleus; cytoplasm. Bases 121 to 2313 code for a protein of 730 amino acids. Gene Ontology annotation, biological process: proteasome-mediated ubiquitin-dependent protein catabolic process. The transcript is spliced from 12 exons. NCBI's taxonomy places the organism in Eukaryota, Viridiplantae, Streptophyta, Magnoliopsida, Fagales, Juglandaceae. The record is from RefSeq and is a predicted model, not a curated record.